AUGCUCGGUGUUGGUCUGCCGAUUCCGAAAAUACCCAGUGGUAACACCUACAAAUAUGCGCCUGAAUUCUACGUUCCUGCCCUAGUGCCAGAUUUCGAGAUAUUGGGUCGGUUGAAAGUGGAUCAUUUUCUUAAGCUGGAAAUUGGUUUUAAUCGCCACCAGAAGACCAAACACGCCAUUUGUCUGAUAAAGAUUCCAAUUCUCAUAGGUACAUCGACCGCGCCAGAACGCCCUCCUCCACCAUCAGACAACGAUGCCUGGUGGACAAAAGUCGCUUCAGAUUCUGCAGCUGGAAAAUCCACCGAAGGUGGGGCUGAAGGUGAAUCGUUGGAGUCAGGCUAUAUGCCCAACGCUUUC
Anisakis simplex (herring worm) is the source of this 357-nucleotide messenger RNA. NCBI's taxonomy places the organism in Eukaryota, Metazoa, Nematoda, Chromadorea, Rhabditida, Anisakidae. The record is from the annotation of a GenBank genome assembly.